CUCUCAGCCGGAAAGAUGUCGGUGUCGUGCUGAUGGUAUAGCGUAGUAAAGUGUAGUAGGACCGCCGCAAACUGUUGGCUUAGGAUGCAAGCGGAUACCGGGAACGUAUAAUGAGCCGCAAGAAGCUGCCGAGUGAGAAAGUCCGGGAGGAGAAUGAGGAGGCCGGAAGGAGACGCAGUUGCAGGGAAGCAGGAGGCUCGGACAGGGAGACCCCGACCAAGGCCACCAAGAAGCACAGCCGUAGCAGGAAGCCCGGGGGGACCCAGUUACCGACUUCAAAUGCCUCGCUGCUUCCUAAGAGUGAAAGGGAAGAGGUAGAAUUAUGCUUAAAGAAGACUCCAAAGCGGCUUUCUAAAAACAAACUGUGGUCAUCAACUAUCAACUCUCCUUCCAACGACGCAGAUCAACAGCAUGAAAUCUUUUGGGAUCCCCAUUCGCCAACGCCGUUUAAGCUAGAAAAUGGAAGGAGAAAACAGACUUCAAGCAAAUGUGCGGUUGACAUUUCCGAUAUUGUUAAUAGAAUUGCUCCUAAGGAUGAAAAGCCAGCCAAUGCAGAUGCGGGUUAUCUGGGAAUGUGGAUUGGUGAUGAUGCCAUUCCAUCUACGCCAGUAGUAGCCCGACCUAGGACUAAAAUUAGUAGGUCACGAAUAAUCAAAAAAGAGGAUGAACUUAUGAAGUUGGCUAAACAGUUUGACAAAAACAUGGGACAUUCAGAAGAUAAAACCGCUUAUGUAGGAGGUGUUACGAACAAUGAUCAUGUGCCGUUUAUGGACAAUAUCCCUGAAGAAGCAACUGCACCUAAGUUGGAAUCUGCACGUCAGGUUCAGAGUUCAGUACGUGCGCAACCAUCUAGUCAAAGCAGCCAGAGAUCUGUCGACCAGGAAGCUGAAGCAGCGCUUAAUGCUCUCUUUGACUCUUCUACUCAGAAGUACAGUGGACGGUUAAGCCAGGGUUUAUCUGAUGUUUCUGCAAACAGCUCACAGGAUGCUCCAAUAAAGGCAAAAGACAAUACAAACGAAAAACACCUGCAUGCUAAAGAUCAUAGUGAAAUCUGUGAGAAGCCAUCAAGUUCGAAACAAAGUACUUUAAAUUGUCAAUCGAACGCUGAUAUAUUGAACACCCUGGUAAGCAAUAACAACCCAAAACAGGAUGUAACACAAAAAAAAUCUCUUGAGUGGACUUCUGUAAACCCGAAGGUAUCAAACGCCACAGAUGAUUUUGAUGAUGAUUGGGAAACUGAUUUUCUUGAUGAUGAUUCUUUUGUUAUGCAAAUUACUCAAAAUCCUAGUUUGAUUGCGACUCCUAAAGAUGAUUCUCCCACUAGCAACUUUUGUCUCAAUGAUCCAAUUUCUUUAGCUGCUGAAAGCUCUAACAUACCAAAAGCACCUACGCAAUGCAUGGACUCUUCAUCAGGUCUCAAUAAACUAAAUAACUUUAAAUUUGUACCACGAACAUCAAACCCAGGGGUGGUUGAAAAACCUAUUACUAACAAACCUGAAAAAGUCUGUAUAUUGAACAAAGCUGUUGAUAUGAAUGAGGGUGAAAACGUUAACGCAAAGCCUUUUUCCAAUGCAGUUUCUCGGGUACCGUUAAAAUCUCAAGUAAAUUCAGUGCAAUCUGUAACAAAACAUAAUAAUACACCCGCUGUUAGUGAACAUCUCCCCAACACUUCUAGUUUCAAAAGUGAAACAUCGAAGGAAUGUAAAAGGACAAGAAGCUUUACAAUGCCGACAUCCCAUUGUCAACAAAGCGGUCUUCCUGUAAAAACCUUCCCCCAGACUAUACAAGCAAAACAUGCAGGGAAUAUUAACAAAAGUUCUGCCCACCACGAUGAAUGGGAUGACCCCAAAUUCUCCGAUGAGAUCCUUGAUAUGUUUUGUGAAUCUGAUAGCCUAUGGGAGACCAAUGAAGAGGAGGAUGAUUUGCUAUAUCAAGUAUGUGAUGAUGUAGAAAAAUUAACUCAGGCUCAAGUGGAGGAUAAAGUUGAUAAAUGUGAAAACAUGCAUUCUGCAGGCUCAAACUUCAAAAACAGCACAAAUGUGGGAGGAAGAGCAAAUCAAGGACAAUUAGUACAAAAAUAUAAAGAUGGAACCCAGAUCACGGCUGCUAGUGUGGUCAACACGAGUGUUGUAAAUAACUGUAAUGGACCGUCUUUGCCUUUUACCACAUCAACAAACAAAGCUACUACUCAUAUAGGUGGAUACAGAACACGUGGGAAUUCUUUGACUGCUAGUCAAAAUGACUUAAGAAAAAAUAGCCAAGUAACUUUAAGCAGGUCCACCUCUGUGCCUGUUGGUGGGCAAUGUUCUUACAGUAGAACAGUUCCCAGUGGACCACUUUCACAAAAUCCAGUAAGGCAUGAAAGUGCUGCAUCCUCAUCAAAGAGCUCACUGGCACCUUCAAAAUACUCAUUUACACGGAUUAAACCUUCACAGCUUUCCGUUCUUCAUUCAAAUAGCACACAAGUUGUUGGACAGAACAAUUCUAAAGACUUUACCUUGCAGGAUACAGGUGCAAAUGAGAAGGAAAGUAAUGUCUUCUUCCAUGGAAAUGUCAAACCUUGUCAGCAACCCUCUUUGAAAAGGCAUUUAUCAGAGUCUUUGUUACAGUCUGCCAAAGUUUUCGUUUCUGAAGAAAGAAAUAAGAAGUGUUCGAAUGAAGAAAUUGAAAGAAAAAAGCAAGAAGCUUUGGCUCGCAGACAAAUGAAAGCGCGCACGUUUUCCAACGAGUGUGCCCGCACUUAGCUUUGUACGAUAACCGGUUACUGACUUUGGUUGUACCUUUUAUCAUUUCUUACUGUAGUUUCUCCGUGAGAAGCAUGACAAAUUUGAGAGCACUAUUUUUAAUAUAGUUUCUUAUCUAUAUAUAUAUGUGUGUUUACAGUGGUAAACAAUUCUUUAUUUUGUAAUAUUUGUAUCAUAAGUAAAGGUCCUGUAUGUUCAGGAUUAAGAAUGCUAAUUGUAUUUAUCAGAUUUAUUCCAAAAUAAGGAUUUUUUUAUUCCUUGUUAAAAAAUGCAUCUUGUUUCUAAAGUCCAAAUACACUACUUUAGGUUUAACAUCUUCUCAAAUUGUGUCAAAUAUAUUUGAUUUUUGCAAAGAGAAUCAUAAUUUCCCAUUUGUUUUAACAUUGUACACGUGUACAGUGCUGAAUAAGACUUCCUAUCACUCCAUGAACCACUUGAAAGAAAAAAAUAAAACGUUCAAAAUUGUAAAA
This is a messenger RNA of Spea bombifrons (plains spadefoot toad), 3214 nucleotides long. RefSeq names its product ETAA1 activator of ATR kinase (gene ETAA1). Bases 111 to 2744 code for a protein of 877 amino acids. The transcript has 6 exons. The record is from RefSeq and is a predicted model, not a curated record. NCBI's taxonomy places the organism in Eukaryota, Metazoa, Chordata, Amphibia, Anura, Pelobatidae.